AGAUGUAGUUUGACUUCUCAGCAGGAAGGACGUGCUUGAUAAAAUAACUGCGAUUAUGUGAUUUAUUUUUGUGAAAUAAAAAAAAUUUUAUAAAUUAUUUUGUGCUAAAUUUUGAACAAAAUGUGGUUCACACGUUUUUUUUAUAUUUUAAUUUUUGUGGUGGCCGUUAAUUCAACACCGCCUAUAAGUUUUGAAGCUAAUCCAGAUACAAAACGCCUCUACGAUGACUUGCUUAGCAAUUAUAAUCGCCUGAUACGUCCAGUGGUGAAUAACACAGAAACCUUAACUGUUUGGUUAGGUUUGAAAUUGUCCCAAUUGAUUGAGGUGAACUUAAAGAAUCAAGUCAUGACAACGAAUCUCUGGGUAAAACAGCGUUGGUUUGAUUAUAAAUUACGUUGGAACCCUGAAGAAUAUGGUGGAGUUGAACAACUUUAUGUACCAUCUGAGCACAUAUGGGUGCCUGAUAUUGUUUUAUACAACAACUGGGAUGGUAAUUAUGAGGUCACGUUGAUGACAAAGGCUACACUAAAAUAUACCGGUGAAGUAUUUUGGGAACCACCCGCAAUUUACAAAUCAUCUUGCGAAAUGAAUGUCGAGUAUUUCCCAUAUGAUGAACAGAUAUGCUUCAUGAAAUUUGGUUCAUGGACUUAUAAUGGCGCACAGGUGGAUUUGAAGCAUUUGGAUCAGGUUCCUGGCAGUAAUCUAGUGCAAAUUGGAAUUGAUUUAAGCGAAUUUUAUUUAUCAGUCGAAUGGGAUAUCCUUGAAGUUCCUGCUACUAAAAAUGAAGAAUAUUACCCCGAUACAUUGGAACCAUUUUCAGAUAUAACUUUCAAGCUAACAAUGCGUCGUAAAACACUUUUUUACACUGUCAACUUAAUAGUACCGUGUGUUGCUCUAACGUUCCUUACAGUGUUGGUGUUUUAUUUGCCUAGCGAUUCCGGCGAGAAGGUAAGUUCGUUCCGUAUGUGCUGGAAUAAGAGUGUGGCAUUACUGUUUCCUGUCAGAAUUUAUUGCAUGUCGCUGCUCUAAUGUUCGUUCUUUGUAUUUUAUUGUGUUCUGUUAUGUUAUUUUGACUAUCUUCUUGCUAUAAACUAGAAAUUAAUUUCAAUCCUUCAAUUUUCCUUAUAGAAUUUUUUUUUUAAUU
Messenger RNA from Teleopsis dalmanni, 1144 nucleotides. Its product is annotated as acetylcholine receptor subunit beta-like 2. The transcript is spliced from 6 exons. The coding region runs from base 121 to 1029 and encodes 302 amino acids. The record is from RefSeq and is a predicted model, not a curated record. Gene Ontology annotation, molecular function: transmembrane signaling receptor activity; acetylcholine-gated monoatomic cation-selective channel activity. NCBI's taxonomy places the organism in Eukaryota, Metazoa, Arthropoda, Insecta, Diptera, Diopsidae. Gene Ontology annotation, cellular component: synapse; neuron projection; postsynaptic membrane. Gene Ontology annotation, biological process: signal transduction; nervous system process; regulation of membrane potential.